This is a messenger RNA of Carassius auratus (goldfish), 984 nucleotides long. RefSeq lists its product as uncharacterized. The transcript is spliced from 4 exons. The record is from RefSeq and is a predicted model, not a curated record. NCBI's taxonomy places the organism in Eukaryota, Metazoa, Chordata, Actinopteri, Cypriniformes, Cyprinidae. Bases 23 to 718 code for a protein of 231 amino acids.
AAAACUCCGAAAACUCUGAAAAAUGGGAUGUUGUUGCUCCUCUCCCGAUCGAGACGUUGAGAGAGAACCUUUGCUUCAGUCCAGCAAUAGAACACAAACUGAAUCUGCAAGACCACCACGACCAGCAGCUAAAGCAGAUGGAGUUCAGAAGAGCGGCAGAUUUACAGCUCGUCAUGUUGGCGUUCCGGGCCUCGAUGAGCGUUUUACUGACGUUGCUGAUACUUUCAACAAACAGCAGGACCAUUAUGAAACAAUGAAGAACAAUCUUCAGACUCUCGCAAGCCACUACCACUGCCAAAACGAUGACAGUCUGUCUCAAUGCCUGAAGAAAAUCAAGGAGAAACAUGAGCUGUGCCACAUCAGUCUGGAGGUCAAAGGAUACGACUUUAUUCUGAUGGUGAAAUCAGACACUGAGAUCCCCGGCGAACUGAAGCAGACGCAGGAGAACAUCACCGAGAUGAGCCGAGCCACCAAAGCCAUCAUCUCCGUCGGCACUAAACUCACCCAAAUGAUCGACUCUCUUCUGAGAGCCGAGGACGGCAUGAUCAGUCAGGUCGAAGCAGCUGAAUCCAGACACCAGGAGCGAAGACGGCUGGUGGAAAACCUGCGGGAAAACCUCAGAGAGACUCGGAGAGUCAAAGAACUGAGUCCGAACUACAGGAAAGAGGCUGGGAAUCUCCUCAAUGAGGCCGCAAGGCUCUCUGGAAUCACACCCUGAACUGACUAUCAGCCAGUAUAAAAGAUUUGAUAAUGUUAUACAGUGAAGAGAAGACUUUAUCUCAAAAGUGAGAAGUUGCAAAUGGAAAUACAGUGGCAGUACAAAUACAAAAUAUGCAUAUAACAUAAAAACAGAACAUGCAUGUAAUAAAUAAAAGUGCAUAGAAGUAUCCUAUAAAUAAUAUGCCUCGGCUGAUUUUAAACAUCAUUAUAGAUCUAUACAUUUGUUCAGUAUCAUCUUAUUUAAAAUAUGCAUGCAUGGGCAUA